Maniola jurtina (meadow brown) is the source of this 6069-nucleotide messenger RNA. RefSeq names its product inactive dipeptidyl peptidase 10. The transcript has 19 exons. The coding region runs from base 905 to 3553 and encodes 882 amino acids. The record is from RefSeq and is a predicted model, not a curated record. Gene Ontology annotation, biological process: proteolysis. Lineage: Eukaryota; Metazoa; Arthropoda; Insecta; Lepidoptera; Nymphalidae. Gene Ontology annotation, molecular function: serine-type peptidase activity; dipeptidyl-peptidase activity.
GGCAUCCGCACGCCCUCUUUGUCCGCGACCGCGACAUCAUAGUGUUUCCGUAUUUUGAUAAGAUUUAUUUUAGAUGAUUGUUAGGUCUAUACAACCCCGUAGAAGUAGUGUUAAUGUUUGGUAUUGUGGAUUGAUUUUGUAACCGUGUUAUAUUUUUGUAAAACUUAAUAUCAGUUACGGACCAAACAUGAAUAUUCAUUCCAUACAAUUUUAGAAGAAAUAAUUAAAUUGAAAAACAUAGUGAAGACUGAAAAGGGAACAACGGGAAAGAUUGAAAUGUAGAUAUGAAGAGAUAUGGACGUUGCCGAUAAAGGAAGUGUUCGUCAAAAUAUUUUAUAGUUUAUUCAAAAUAUUGGAAGUGAACAUUAAUAAUCCCAGAUAAUUAAAUAAACUAGUGAUUUAGACAUUUAUCAAAAAUAUCACGUAGAGAUUUAUUAGAAGAUUUUUUUGUGAAACUGAAAACAAUCUAAGUGACUAGAGAGACUAAGUAAACUGAGCAUAUCUAUUUGAACUAAUUUAGUCAAUUCAUUUUUUUUAGCUAAAAACUUCAUAGACUUUUCGUCGAAAAAAUUAAAUAAUUGUUCGUUCGAGUUGACUUUGGUUUGAGAAAUUGAACGUUGUGUCCAAUUAUACAAAGAAUCUGAAAAUAACUCAGUGCAAUAAUAUAACUUGAAAAAAAAAAUCCUUUGAAUAUUCUGUAAUGUUUAAAGUAAUAACGUAGAGAAGAAACUGUAUUUAAAAUUAUUCAAAGUGAGUAGAUUAAUAUAGUGCUAAAUUAUUAUGAAGAUUUUGAAAAAAGUGAGUAACUUUAAUGGAAGACUCAAACGCAUCUGAUUGUCCAUUGGGCUUCACAACUUUAGAGUUAUAUAACUUUGAACUUUGGACGUAAGUAUUAAGGAUCAAAAUGAAUGUUCCGGUGAGAGGUGGUCCGGCACCGACCGUGGCUGUAGUGCCAGUACCUGAGAGUGAGAUGGACGCACUGCUGCUCGGCAGGACUGCGGUGAGGACCUUUGAUCAGUACGUGCGAAAUGAACUGGCCGCAACGACACCUACGCAAAGGAACUGGCGUGGGAUUCUCAUCGCGUUGCUGGUGAUCGCAGCAGUAUUAGGGCUCAUCGUGUUCAGCAUAGCCUUGCUAACUCCGGCUGGUGAUGAUGGGAGAGGACGGGGGAAAAGACCAACUCUUGAAGACGUGUUAACUGAUCAUUAUAAGCCUUUUAAUGGGACCUGGCUAACAGACGAGGAACUGGUGUUCAGAGACAGAUGGGGAGGCCUGACGCUGUUCAACGUAAAGAAUUUCACGACAAGACUGCUCAUGAAUAACUCCACCUUCAGAGAACUAAAUGCGGUGGACUUCAAAGUAUCAGCAGAUCUAAAGUUCGUUCUUCUCAUAUCAGACGUCCGGCCUGGCUGGAGGCACGCGCGCCUUGCGCGGUAUCACGUCUAUGAUGUAAUUACUAGGAAUAAAAUCCCGAUAUCCCCAGUAGAAGAAGACAGAUCAGCACCGCUGUUGCAGUACGCGGAGUGGGCGCCCACCGGUUCCGGCCUCGUGUUCGUCUAUGACAACGAUAUUUACUACAAACCAAAAGUUCUCAAGACACUUGUUUGCAGGAUCACAAGCAAUGGAGUCCCUGGAGUAAUCUUCAACGGCGUGCCAGAUUUUCUCUAUGAGACGGAAGUUCUCAGACUAGAUCGAGCUUUAUGGUUCAGUCCAGAUGGGCAGACGCUAAUGUACGUGACUUACAACGACACUCAGGUCCAACAGCACAAGUAUCCGUGGUACGGGUUGGACCAGCAAGAACCGCCCGCUUAUCCCACAAUACGGACGUUACGGUACCCGAAGGUAAAUACAAACAACCCCGUGGCGACAUUAUACGUCGUAAGCAUCAAGACUCCAAAAUUCCUCUUCCCUCAUGCGAUACAGUUCAAUUCACCAAUAGAUAGCAGUUGGUAUGUUCGAUGGAGUAGCUGGAUAUCAGAACGUCAAAUUGCAGUUCUUCUGCUCAACCGUCCUCAGAAUGUCUCCAUCAUAAGCAUCUGCAACGCUACACAAUACAACUGCCAAGACAUUUAUCGAGAUGAAUCCGACGGGUCGCGAUGGUCAGGUCUAGGCUCAGAUCCAGUAGAGGAGGACUGUGGUUGGUGUGGUGGAGGCGCUCUCGUCGGAGGACGAAGUGGCAUCUUUACCACAGCACCCAUCACAGACCAGGGCGGGAUAUGGAGACAUGCCGUCCACUUGACUCAGGAUACCAGAACCACGAUCACACAAGGCAAUUUCGAGAUCACGCAAUUAGUUGGAUGGGACGAAAGAAGACGACUUUUAUACAUAAUCGGAACAGCACCAGAAAAAGCAGGGGAAAGGCAUGUGUACCGAGUGUUAGUACCAGUAGAUGGUUGGCCACCACCACCAUCAUGCCUGACGUGUCCUGGAUCCAUCCCGGAUACCACUAUAGAACCCAGUACAGAGGAACCGGAAUACGACAACUCAUCAUCUUCCCUCCCAGCGUGGCCGACGUCGACAGUGCUGCCGCACGUCGCUGACGAGAACGAUUCCCUUCCCACAGUCUGUCUUUACAACAGGGUCAUAUUUAGCAAAAACUUCUCUUAUUUUGUACAGGAGUGCUUAGGCCCCGGUCCACCAGCCACAUUCCUUUGCACGGCAGGCGGGGUGCGGCGCGCAGUGCUAUGGGACGGGCAGCCACUGCGACAAACCUUCGCAGCUCUUGCCUCACCGCAGUCCAAAGUGUUCAGAGUUGAGGUUCAGGCGCAUCGGGAAGCCCGCGUACGUCUAUUACUACCGCCCGGCCUGCGAGAGACUGACGACUUACCACUGCCAUUAGUAUUACACGUAUCAGCAGAGCCGGGCGGGCAGUUGGUGACUGAACGAUGGCGACCUGACUGGGGCUGGUAUUUGGCAACUACGAGAAAUUUCAUCGUCGCUGAAAUUGACGCUAGAGGCUCCGGUGGACAGGGUGAAGAACUGAGAACUGAAAUUUAUCAGAGAUUACUAUCGACAGACGUUGAAGACCAGAUCGCAGUUCUAUCAUAUCUUCGGGAUAACCUCAAAAUGGUGGACGGAUCGCGGAUAGGUGCGUGGGGCCACGGCUACGGCGCAGGCGCGGCGCUGGCGCUGGCCGCGGGCGACGCGCGUAACCUCACGCGCUGCCUGGCUCUCUUAGCGCCGCUUGCUGAUUUGCGACAUCAUAAUUCGUACUGGACGGAGCGGUACUACGGCUGGGGCAGCGGCGCGGGCGCCGGGCUGGCCGUGUGGCGCCGCGCGGGCAACCUGCCGCCGCGCCGCCUGCUGCUCGCGCACGCCACUGCCGACCUGCGCGCGCCGCCGCCGCACGCCCUCGCGCUCGCGCGGGCGCUGAUACGCGCACAGGCCUUGUACACGCACCAGGUUUAUCCAGACGAAGGCCACAAAUUCGAGCGUUCCAACCUGCACGUGCACAAAACUAUGGAGCAGUUCUUCGACGAGUGCUUCGGUCCUGUCGAGCUCGCGGACUGGGACGCGGGGGGGAUGGGCGGGCUGUUCCCCUUCCGCGACUAGUGGCAGGCCGACGGGUAGAGACACCCAGGAGAUUUAAGAGGAUGAGCGGUCAUCUGAUUUUAUUGAUGAACUUUACCCCUAAUCAUCUAGCCACGACUUUUAACCAGUGUGAGCGGCGCGGCACGCGAAUCAGUUGGCGUCAUGAACAAAGAGGCGGUGAUUUGUCGAUGUAUUUGGUGGUGCGAAGUGAGGCGCUACAGCGAGGUUGUCUGCGGAGGACUAGAGGUUGCUUUACGAUUGAUUUGUCAGUUUCGCGAUCUGAACAGUACUUGCGGUUGCCGCAGGCAUUUCCUUUCCAAUGUCACCCAGAAAUCUUUUUACCAAAAGCCAACUAGGUAAAAACAUGGGCAAGAACAGUGUCGCCCACGAUCAACGCCAGCUCAAACAGUGGCAGCGCGUACUUGACUUUCUUCAUACAAUUGUUUCUCGCUGCACCGCGUUUGCUACCGCUUAUACCUAACGUAAAAGUCGUGGGCAAGCCGUAGAUUGAAUUGGGUACGUUAAAUUCGAAUUAAUGUCAGAAAUCGUGGCACAUCACGAUUAAUAUGGCGGUUUUUAACGCCAAAACGAGAGUAGGCCUCUGGUACUAAACAAUUUAAUGAGGGUUAUUUCUCGCUCUCUUGAACCAUGGGCAUUAAGUUGGAAUCGUGCCUCUGUUUUGAUGACCGAACGACAGUUAGCCCAACUUUGCCACUUGGUAAAUAAGUACUCAACGACACCCGUCGACAAGAGUUAAUUUUCGCUCUCUAGUUGUUUGAAUGUUAAUUAAUAUCCAACUAAUAAUGGCAUCAUAAUUAAAUAAAAACUAACGCUCUGGCACUGCUAACUGACAGUUGGCCCAAUUUAUUCAAUUAAAUAAUUUCAACAAGGGCAUACAAGGGUUCAUAGUAUCGAUAGUUAAUAGCUCACUAGUUUGAAUGUUAUAACAUCAGGGGCUAUUAAUUUUUUAAUUAAACGCCUUUUUCACAACUUUUGAAGAUCCAAUAAAAUUGGAUAGAUUAUUAUCUAAUCAUAAAGUAUGCCUAAUGAAAUACUUAACAUUCCUUAAAUCAAAGCUUAAUCAUACGAGUGUAAUACCCCAAUCUAUAUUAAGUACAUAAGUAUUUACAUACAAAUGAUUCCGUUUCAUACUUUAUACCUAAGUAUACCUAAAAUAUUAACAUCGAUGUAGGCACAAGAUCUAACCCUUUGCCGGUCAACAACAAAACGAUAUUUUAUUUAUUUUCCUUUAUUUAAACCACACUGGAUAAAACAACCAAAAUGGAAAUGUACUUAGGUAACGUUUCGCACCAAGCAACAUUUAACAAAAAAGUAAAUAAUAUAUUCUAUAGAAUUAUUAUAAAAUGGUAGAGUAAUAUAUGAAAAGUCAUAAUGGUGCAUUUUAAAAUGAGUUCUAAUGAAGAACUCUAUAUUUAAGCCUAAAUACAUAUUUACUAGGUAGAUGGAUUUAGAAAGGUGAAAGAUGAUAUUAAAAUAACUUUUUAAAAACCUCGAUGUAUUAUUAGAAUGUUAAGUAUAUUUGGAAAAUAGCAUGUGAACAAUUUUCGACUCCAUAGACAAUAACAAAUUUCAUUUUAGUUUCCUUAGUUUUGUUAGGUACAAUCUUUUAGACACCUACUACCUAUUAAGCAAAGAUAUUAUAAAAAUUAAAACUCCAGAUAGGCAAAGCUGGAUACAACUAAUAAUUUGAAAAUUGAAGACAAAUCCGUACUCAUACGCGACUGACACAGACUACAUCCAACUCUAGAAGAUAUUGGCGCAAGCUUUACGCACAUAAUGGACACCUGUGGGCGUGCUUCAAAAAAUGGCGAAAGUCAACCUGGAUUGCUUAGUAGAUGAAUAAAAUUAUUUAGUGGAUGAAAGUAGUAUUUUUUGUAAGUGAUUUUGUUAUCAAUAAAGAUGUUUAAAUAAACAAAAUAAAUAAAUGAUAUUGCUCUUAUUCUAAAUAGGUACUACCUAUAAAAUAUAAAUAUACUCAAUUCAAUGUUAAUCCAAUUUCAUUCUGUAUACAAAUGAAAUUCUUAUUUUUAGAUAGACACUAAAAUCUUGAAUAAAAUAGGUACUUCAUUACUAUUCCUUCUUAGAAUACUUAAUACUCGAUGUUAUAGAAAUCUUAUCAAGCUCUAAUAAGUAUAUUCUGUUAAGUUUUUGAACUAAAUUGUUCACAUCCUAUUUCCGGGGUCAUAACUCCGGUGAAAUUUUCUUAUGAUUAUUAUAAGGAAUAAAAAUCUAUAUUUUAGUGUACCUAAAUGUAUCAACAACCACCUAAACAUCUUUAUCUAUACUUAUAUUUCUAUGUCGCUUUCAAUGUCAUCGUAAAAGAGAUUACUUAGCUUUAACAUGUAUUUAGAAAUGUUGUCUAAAACCCAAGUGUUAAAUAUUAAUAAAUCAAAAGAAUAUUUCCAUAUACAUCCAUACAUUUCGUAAUUAUUUAAAAGAAUCUCCACUGAAUGUUUCUAGGGUAAAUAUUUAAAGAUGAACAACUAAUUUUUAACAAUAUACUUACGUGGCUUAAA